Chelonus insularis is the source of this 2914-nucleotide messenger RNA. RefSeq names its product neural cell adhesion molecule 2-like. Bases 1 to 2685 code for a protein of 894 amino acids. The record is from RefSeq and is a predicted model, not a curated record. Lineage: Eukaryota; Metazoa; Arthropoda; Insecta; Hymenoptera; Braconidae. The transcript is spliced from 14 exons.
AUGCACAACUUAGCUACAGAGUUAGGCAGUGAAACAUAUAUUUUCAAUAUUCAAGAAGCUAGUAAAACAACCUCAUUAGACCAAAAUUCAACACGAAAAUCCUCGAUUUCUAAGAAAAAAUCUGAUGCAAAAAUGUUAAAAAGUAUAAUUGAUAAACGAUUACUCAAAGAAAAGAAUAUUACAUCAAAGAGUCAAAUCAAUAAACAAGCAUUCAAUUCUUCAUUAUUAUCUGAGAAUGUAGAACAUGAAUAUUUCGAUCAUUGUAUUGAAACAAAAAAUUGUGUCCCAUUAUUCAACAUUAGUGCUGUAGAGGGUGGAGCUGUAGAGUUACCUUGUGAUAUAACACCUACAGAAUCUGAUUCUCUCCACAUGGUGAUGUGGUUUAGAGGUCAUGCGGAUGGAGCACCUUUGUACACGGUUGAUGUACGGAACAAGGGGCUACAUGAUGCUUAUCAUACUUCAGAUGCAAAUGUUUUUGGUCCGAGAGCGUAUUUCAGAGCUGUGGUGUCACAUCCAGCUGUGUUAGUACUUGAUGACAUCAAGAGGCAUGAUGCAGCUCUGUAUCGGUGUAGAGUUGAUUUCCGGCGUGGACAAACUAGAAGCAUGCAUUAUAACUUAACGGUCAUUGUUUUACCUGAAGAACCCAUUAUAUUAAAUCGAUAUGGUCAUGUCAUUCAGGAUAUUAUUGGACCAGAAGAAGAAGGUGAAGAUUUGAUUCUAGUAUGCCGAGUAACCGGAGGUUCACCAACACCACAUAUUCGAUGGAGUGUCCAAAAUGUAAUCUACGAACAAUCCAUUAAAAGUGCUGGAAAUGUUAUUGAGAACAAAUUGAUUAUAAAAUCGAUAAACCGUUUUCAUUUGGGACUUGCCAUUACAUGUACAACGUACAAUACAAAUCUCGUAGCACCAAAGAAAAAAACGGUGACGCUCGAUUUGAUUCUUAAACCAGUUGUAAUCAAAAUUAGCCGAAUGGAUUCUAAGAGUGCAGAUGAGCCUGUCAAAGCGAAACAUCGUUAUGAUUAUGAAUGUCAAACUGCUGGAUCAAAUCCACCAGCUAUUAUAACUUGGUACAAAGGAAGACGUCCUCUAAAACAUGUAAAAGAAGAAAGGAGUAGAAACGAAACAAUAAGCAGAGUGGAAUUCAUCCCAAGCAUCGAAGAUAAUCGGAAGCAAAUCACGUGCAGAGCAGAAAAUCCAAGUGCUAAGGGAUUGUUUUUGGAAAAAUCUAUAACUUUGGACGUGAUAUAUCCGCCAAUUGUAUCUUUACGUUUAGGAUCAACCUUGAAUCCAACAGACAUUAAGGAAGGCGAUGACGUAUAUUUUGAAUGCCAUAUUGAUUCGAAUCCAGCACCGACUAGACUUGCUUGGCUACAUAAUGGUCAUCAAUUAGUUCAUAAUGCCACUGCUAGAGUGAUACAAUCGAAUCGAAGCCUUGUACUACAAAGUGUCAGCAAAAUGAAUAGUGGAUACUAUGUUUGUAUAGCAACAAACUCUGUGCAUGAAUCUCGAAGUGAACCUCUUUACUUUCAAAUCAAAUUUGCUCCUGUUUGUAGAAACAGCCAAGUUUCAAUAAUCGGAGCAUCGAAGGGUGAAAUAUUAAAUAUAACAUGUCGAGUAGAAGCUCAUCCACCUGUUCUGCACUUCUUUUGGAAAUUCAAUAAUACUCGGGAUAUAGAUGAAACAUCAUCGAGAAGAUUUUCGAUUAUCAAAUCUGAUAAGAUAAAUGGACUCGAUACAUUACAAUAUAUACCAUCUGUUGAUCUAGACUAUGGUUUACUUUCAUGUUGGGCCAAAAAUGAAGUGGGAAUUCAAGCAAGACCUUGCCUAUAUCAAAUCGUUAUGGCAGGAAAGCCACUUCCAGUCCAAAACUGCACAUUAUUGAAUCAAACGUUUACAAAUAUCAGGAUAAAAUGUAUUGCAAAUUAUGAUGGUGGUUUGCCACAAAGAUUUUUCUUGGAAGUUUAUAGAGAAGAUCCUGAUUCCCUAACUAAAAAACUACUAUACAAUAUAUCCUCAAAUGAAGAGCCUAGUUUUAUCCUUUCAAAUUUAAGUGGUCAUAUUGAUUCAGGAGUUCAUGUUGCCGUGUAUGCCGUAAAUGCCAAAGGUCGCAGUCAAGCCGUUAUUAUCCGAAAAGUUAGUUUUCGUGAUGCAGAAAAACAUACAGGAUCAGAAAGAAGCUUGGAUUCAUCACCAAUGAUUAUCACAGUUUUAGGAGUUGUUUCAAUAUUUGUAAUUAUAAUUUUGAUAAUUGUACUCAAAGCACAGUAUAAAAAGAUGUUCAUCACAAGACAUCGAAAAAACAGCGUAAUAAAGAAUCAUUUGAGCCAGUACGCAAAUUUGAGGGUGCAACAAACUUCAGAAAUUGAUCCAGACAUCAUACCAAGCAAAUUUGAUGACAGCAUAUUAGAAAUCGAUGCAGCUCACUAUUGUGGAGAGUAUACAUCUGGAAAUUGGUUAAUAUCGAAUUCAACAACGACAACAAAUGAAUUUCACUGUAAGAUGGUCGAAAAUCAAAGCAAUAGACGAUUAUAUUCUGAUGGUACAGUAUCGAUAUUAUCAAAUUCGUCAAUGACCGGUGACAUUAUUGGAAUAAAUCAAGGAGUAUGCGUUGCCGGAGAAAGUCUUGAUGGCGAAGCAAUUAAAAGACGAUUGAUGGAAAAUAGACUUCCCGAAAGCUGUGUAUAAUUGAAUCAUUCUAUUUAAAAAAAAUUUGAUAAGAAAAAGUCGUAAUAGGCUACUUUUCUGUAAGCAAUAAUGAAUUAAAAAUUCGUUAAUGUAAAAGAGAUGAUUUGAAGGCUGAUCGUGUGAGUUGGUUAUCUGUCACUGAAUUUGGCUGCAUAUAUUAAGCAAAGCAAAUUUUUCAUAUAAAUGUUCUUGUAAAUGUGAUGCUAUAAGAAAAACAUGAACAAAAAAA